Chondrus crispus (carragheen) is the source of this 1405-nucleotide messenger RNA. Its product is annotated as Putative tryptophan synthase beta subunit (Fragment). Gene Ontology annotation, cellular component: cytoplasm. The transcript has 2 exons. Lineage: Eukaryota; Rhodophyta; Florideophyceae; Gigartinales; Gigartinaceae. The record is from RefSeq and is a predicted model, not a curated record. Gene Ontology annotation, molecular function: tryptophan synthase activity. Gene Ontology annotation, biological process: L-tryptophan biosynthetic process. The coding region runs from base 1 to 948 and encodes 315 amino acids.
AUGGUGCUCGCGGACCCGACAGAGAUCAUCGACACCCACUUCUCCCCCGAAAAGCCCGACGCCACCGGCCACUUCGGCCGCUUCGGUGGCCAAUUUGUGCCGGAGACGCUGAUGCAAAACCUCGAGGAGCUCUACGCGGGCUACAUGUCCAUCAAGGACGACCCCUCCUUCCAGGCCGAGCUAGCGGGGCUUCUCAAGGACUACGUAGGUCGCGCCACGCCGCUGUACUUUGCGGAGCGCCUCACGGAGCGCUACGCCCGCGAAGACGGCACCGGCCCGCAGAUCUACCUUAAGCGCGAGGACCUGACGCACACGGGCGCGCACAAGAUCAACAACUCGCUCGCGCAGGUCCUGCUCGCGCGCCGCCUGGGCAAGACGAGGAUCAUCGCCGAGACGGGCGCCGGCCAGCACGGCGUGGCCACGGCGACCGUGUGCGCGCGCUUCGGCCUGCAGUGCGUUGUCUUCAUGGGCGUCAAGGAUAUGGAGCGCCAGAAGCUCAACGUCUUCAGGAUGAGGCUGCUGGGCGCCGAGGUCAAGCCGGUGAGCGACGGGAAGGGCACGCUCACGGAGGCGCUGUCGGCGGCGAUUAGGGACUGGGUUACGUACCCGGUCGAGACGCAUUACAUUGUGGGCAGCGUGGCCGGCCCGCAUCCGUACCCGAUGAUGGUGCGCGACUUUCAUAGCUGCAUCGGGAAGGAGGUGAGGUGGCAGGCGAUGGAGAAGUGGGGCGGGAAGCCGGAUGUGUUGCUGGCUUGUGUAGGGGGCGGAUCGAAUGCGAUGGGCCUGUUCGAUGACUGGAAGGCCGACAUGGGCGUGAGGUUAAUCGGCGUCGAGGCGGCUGGUAAGGGCGUGGAUACGCAAGAACACGCCGCGACGCUGACAAAGGGGAAGCUCGGCGUGCUGCAUGGCGCGAUGAGCUAUCAGCUGCAGACGCUGGAUGCCAUAUGAUCCCAUCCGUUGCUCUUCGGCGACCUGUAAGGCCGUCUUGAAUCCAUAUUGUCAAGUGGACUUUCAAAGCAAGUGGGAGGGCCGAGUAUGUCUCGGUGACGGAUGAUGAGGCGCUGGAUGGGUUUAAGUUGCUGACGAGAGAGGAAGGGAUCAUCCCGGCGCUGGAGACUGCGCAUGCGAUCGCGUAUUUGGAGAAGCUGUGCCCCGAGUUGGAAGGGUCGCCAAAAGUGGUGCUCAACUGCUCCGGAAGGGGAGAUAAGGACGUCACGGCGGUGUCGAAGUAUCUUCAGGAUCGUGGGGAUACGGAUAUCGCGUGGGAAUAGAGGCAGAGGGGCGAGAGUGGUAGAAGGGUUUUUUGGUGUGGGGAAUGUCACACAUGAGUGGACGUGGAAUAGGAGGAAGUAUAGAUGGUUUUAAUCGAUAAGAAUGCAUCAAAUAAAACGGUUAGUGUUUCCCU